Penicillium longicatenatum is the source of this 1128-nucleotide messenger RNA. Its product is annotated as Gfo/Idh/MocA family protein. The transcript is spliced from 4 exons. Lineage: Eukaryota; Fungi; Ascomycota; Eurotiomycetes; Eurotiales; Aspergillaceae. The record is from RefSeq and is a predicted model, not a curated record. Gene Ontology annotation, molecular function: nucleotide binding. Bases 1 to 1128 code for a protein of 375 amino acids.
AUGGCCACGGGCGGAAUCGCAAAGACAUUCGUCCUUGACCUUCUCAAAGACCCCGCAACUCGCGAUGCCUCCGACGUUGCCCACCAAGUUGCCGCUGUCGCCUCGUCCUCAUCCAAAGAUAGGGCAAACCAAUUCAUCCAAAAUGUCGGGAUCCCAGCGCCCUGUGCCGCAUACGCCUCUUAUGAGGAGCUUGUUGCCGACCCGAACGUGGACGUCGUAUACAUUGCUACGCCACACUCCCACCACUAUCAGAAUGCCAUGCUAGCUCUCGAGGCUGGCAAACACGUGCUAUGCGAGAAGGCUUUCACGGUCAACGUGGCCCAAGCUAAGAUUCUAUGUGAAACAGCUCGCAAAAAGAAUCUUUUCCUGAUGGAAGCUGUCUGGACUCGCUACUUCCCGCUGAGUAUUCAAGUGCGCCAGCUGAUCCAGCAGGGAGCCAUCGGUGAGGUAUACCGGGUUAUCGCCGACACAAGCUUUAGCGAUGAUCCCGAGAAUAAAUGGAGUUCCGAGAAUCGUAUGGUGAACCUUGAUUUGGCGGGUGGUGUGCUCUUGGAUUUGGGUAUUUACUCUCUCACCUGGGUCUUCCAGGCCCUUUACCACACUCUCCCUCGAGACCAGAGGAAGGCACCCUCUGUCACAUCACAGGUCAUACCCUAUCACCUGACAGGCUCGGACGAAUCGACCACUGUUCUGCUCAAUUUCCCUACUUCUACGCCAAGCAAUGGCCCCCAUGUCAAGCACUCGCAGGGCGUAGCCAUGACAAGUAUGCGUGUUGCCAAUGAUCCGGAUGAGAAGGGUACGUCCGGUCCCCCAAUUCGUAUUCAGGGUGACAAGGGUGAGAUUCAAGUAUGCGGGCUUCCCUUCCAGCCUACACGGUAUCGUGUGGUCCCGAAGAAAGGUCUCGGUGAGGUCCGUGAGGUCGAAUUCUCAUUCCCGGCCCAGGGUCGUGGCAUGUACUGGGAGGCCGAUGAGGUUGCUCGCUGCUUGAGAGAUGGUAAGCUGGAGAGUGAGGGUAUGCCUUGGGAGGAGAGCCUGGUUAUCAUGGAGGUUAUGGACGAAGUGCGCAGGCAGGGUGGGUUGAAGUAUCCCGAGUCCAUUGAAUCGACUAAGUACCCUCUGCAGCUGUGA